UUCAAAAACAUGAAAGGCCUUAUAACCUUCUCCACACCCUAUUUAUUGUUUAUAUAUCUCUUAUGCAUCUUGUUUACGACAGAAACUGAAGCUGGAUCAAGAAAUGGUGAUGGGGUUUACGUCGUCUACAUGGGAUCAGCUUCCUCUGCCGCAAACGCUUAUAGAGCUCAGAUACUCAUAAAUACCAUGUUUAAGAGGAGAGCUAACGAUCUCGUUCACACAUAUAAGCAUGGCUUCACGGGUUUCGCAGCUCGUUUGACAGCAGAAGAGGCCAAAGCCAUAGCCAAAAAACCGGGAGUGAUUUCGGUUUUUCCUGAUCCAAACUUUCAGCUACACACAACUCAUUCAUGGGACUUUCUCAAAUACCAAACAUCAGUAAAGAUUGACUCGGGUCCACCUUCAACAGCCUCAGAUGGAUCAUAUGAUAGCAUUGUCGGUAUUUUGGACACAGGGAUAUGGCCAGAAUCAGAGAGCUUCAAUGACAAAGACAUGGGCCCAAUCCCGUCUAGGUGGAAAGGUACAUGCAUGGAAGCAAAGGACUUCAAGUCUACUAACUGUAACAGAAAGAUCAUUGGAGCAAGAUACUACAAAAAUCCUGAUGAUGAUUCAGAAUACUAUACUACAAGGGAUGUGAUCGGUCAUGGUUCUCAUACGUCCUCCACCAUAGCUGGAUCAGCAGUGGAGAACGCGUCCUACUAUGGUGUAGCUUCCGGGACAGCAAAGGGAGGUUCACCAAAUGCAAGGAUCGCAAUGUACAAAGUAUGCAAUCCCGGGGGAUGCACAGGCUCCUCUAUCCUAGCUGCUUUUGAUGAUGCAAUCGCGGAUGGAGUUGAUGUCCUAUCUCUGUCUCUUGGAGCUCCAGCAUACGCUCGCAUCGACCUGAACACUGAUCCUAUCGCCAUUGGAGCGUUUCACGCUGUAGAGCAAGGAAUCUUGGUGAUAUGCUCUGCGGGUAAUGAUGGGCCUGAUGGUGGUACAGUUACCAAUACUGCACCUUGGAUAAUGACUGUCGCUGCCAACACCAUUGAUAGGGACUUUGAGUCUGAUGUUGUGCUAGGCGGCAAUAAAGUCAUCAAGGGCGAAGGUAUACAUUUUGCAAACGCUAGUAAAUCUCCUGUGUAUCCUCUCAUUCAUGGCAAGUCUGCUAAGAACGCUGAUGCAUCAGAAGGAGAAGCCAGGGCCUGUGAGUUUGGUUCUCUAGAUCAAGAUAAGGUAAAAGGGAAAAUUGUGUUAUGCGAGAACGUUGGUGGAUCAUCAUAUGCAUCAGCAGCUAGAGACGAAGUGAAAAGCAAAGGAGGUAUUGGAUGCGUCUUUGUAGAUGACAGAACUAGAGCAGUUGCUAGCGCUUAUGGUGCUUUUCCAACGACCGUUAUUGACUCAAUGGAAGCAGCUGAGAUCUUCUCCUAUCUCAACUCAACCAAAGAUCCUGUGGCAACAAUUCUUCCAACUGCAACAGUUGAGAAGUUCACACCCGCGCCUGCUGUUGCAUAUUUCUCUUCCAGAGGACCUUCAAGCCUCACAAGAAGCAUUCUCAAACCUGACAUUACAGCACCAGGAGUGGCAAUACUCGCUGCAUGGACUGGAAACGACUCAGCCAUUUCACUAGAAGGCAAGCCGGCUGCUCAGUAUAACGUCAUAUCGGGUACUUCCAUGGCAGCUCCCCACGUCACAGCUGUUGCAUCUUUGAUCAAAUCACAGCAUCCCACAUGGAGUCCAUCUGCGAUCAGAUCAGCAAUUAUGACAACAGCCACUCAAACCAACAACGAUAAAGGUCUUAUAACAACAGAAACUGGUGCAGCAGCCACGCCUUAUGACUCUGGAGCAGGGGAACUAAGCUCAACAGCAUCAAUGCAACCAGGACUAGUCUACGAGACUACUGAAACUGACUACCUGAACUUUCUAUGUUACUAUGGAUACAACGUAACCACAAUCAAGGCUAUAUCAAAAGCACUUCCAGUGAAUUUCACAUGCCCUGCAGAUUCCAACUUAGACUUGAUCUCAACCAUCAAUUACCCGUCAAUUGGAAUCUCUGGAUUUAAAGGAACUGGGAAUAAGACAGUUACAAGGACAGUAACCAAUGUUGGUGGAGACGGUGUGGCUGAGUACACAGUCAGCGUGGAAACACCACCAGGGAUUACUAUUAAGGUGACGCCUGAAAAACUCCAAUUUACAAAAGAUGGUGAGAAGUUGACAUACCAAGUGAUAGUGUCUGCUACUGCUUCACCUAAGCAAGAUGUAUUUGGGGCUCUUACUUGGUCUAAUGCCAAGUACAAGGUCAGAAGUCCAAUUGUAAUUAGUAGCGAGAGUAGCCGCACAAACUGAGUAAAUGGUAUAAAGUUCAAUAUAAA
Messenger RNA from Capsella rubella, 2348 nucleotides. RefSeq names its product CO(2)-response secreted protease. Gene Ontology annotation, molecular function: serine-type endopeptidase activity. The coding region runs from base 10 to 2322 and encodes 770 amino acids. The transcript has 9 exons. The record is from RefSeq and is a predicted model, not a curated record. Gene Ontology annotation, biological process: proteolysis. Lineage: Eukaryota; Viridiplantae; Streptophyta; Magnoliopsida; Brassicales; Brassicaceae.